Molecule: messenger RNA, 1697 nt
Organism: Ipomoea triloba (trilobed morning glory)
Lineage: Eukaryota; Viridiplantae; Streptophyta; Magnoliopsida; Solanales; Convolvulaceae
Product: RHOMBOID-like protein 13
Exons: 1
Coding region: 532-1347 (271 amino acids)
Cellular component (GO): membrane
Molecular function (GO): serine-type endopeptidase activity
Source: RefSeq, a predicted model, not a curated record
ACAUGGCAAAUGUCUGGAACAUAGUAGAAUUCGCCUUUCCUUUUGUGCCCUUCGCGAUUUGCCGAACCCGAAUACAAUUUUCAAUUCACCCGGCUCUUCCAAAUCUUUCAAGAGUCCAAAUCUGUAAGUAUCGCCAAAAUCUACAGCUUCACAACAUCGCCACUGCCUCGUUGGAUUACAUUUCACCCACACGUUUCUCAGUUUUCAUGCUUUCAGGCUGAGGAUUUUUGGUCAGAUUUGAUCAAUUGUGAGGUACAGUGCAUGUGAAUCUUGUUGUAGUAGUGAAAUCUUGAAGUGAGUAUUGCUUAUUUUGGUUGGAUAUUCACCUUACAUUCUUUGCGCUGAAUAUAGUGUUCCUGAUUAUUGAUUCUUCUGGUAGUGGUGUUUGUAUUCCCUUGCUUGAUUAGAUACUUGUUUGGAUUGAUCUAUUGUAGAUCCCUAAACAAAAUUUAGGACAAAAGGAUAUAUAGCAGUUAUAAGUGCACUGGUUCAAGUUUUUGAGAUUGAAAGGGGUGUAAGGGUUCCUUUCCAAUGGGGAAACCACUGUUUUAUGAGAUAUUGGAGAAACCAGCUACAAGUUGUGUAAUAGCAAUAUGUAGUGCAAUUUGGUUUUACAUACAGAAGAAAAACAUUGGGUAUUCUCAUGUGGGGUUGAGUUAUGAGACUGCAUUGGAAGGGCAUCAUUGGAGGAUAAUAACUUCUGCUUUUUCACACAUAAGUGUGAUCCAUCUUGUUUUCAAUAUGAGUGCACUUUGGAGCUUGGGAGUUGUUGAGAAGUUAGGGCACAUAGGUCUUGGUGUGCAGUAUUACCUACAUUAUACUCUGGUCUUGGUCAUUCUGUCUGGUAUGCUCGUCUUGGGAAUGUAUCAUGUUUUGAUUCAGAGGUUUAAGCUCGAAUAUUUUCGAAGAGUGACUGCCGUGGGGUAUUCUUGUGUGGUGUUUGGGUGGAUGACAAUUCUGUCAGUGAAGCAGCCGUCGUCAAAGUUGGAUCUUUUUGGGUUUCUUUCGCUCCCCAUAAGUUUUGCACCGUUCGAGUCGCUCAUAUUUACCUCUAUCAUUGUUCCUCAAGCGAGUUUUCUUGGGCACUUAUCAGGAAUCGUUAUUGGUUAUGCAAUUGCCUGGGGGUUGAUUCAUGGAAUGAACAAUUAUUGGGCGAUUUCAAUGCUUGGAUGGAUAGCUGUCGUGUUUACUUUCAGUUUGAAGAAAUCUGGGACAUUCGAUUUCAGCUUUCUCGAGGUUGAAACCAUCACAGAUUCUUCCUUGCCUUCAGUGAGGUUCCUUGCUGCUGGAAAUGGGAGAACUUUACAAAUGGCUUCAUUACCCGAUGCUGGCCCGAACCUUGUAUAGCCCCUCGAUUUUUGUCUAGUGCUGAACAUAGUUGAGAAUUGCAUUGUAUAUGGGUAUUAUGUACUUGGAAAAGUUGCAUCAUGAACUAUGAUUCCUCUCAUAUCAUCAAGCAUUCAGGAGUGGCAUCAUGAACUAUGUUUCUCUGCCAUGCUAUGGUUUUUGCUGGUAGCAAAUCUAAGAGCAAUUGUUUAUUUACACCCCAGAUUCAAUCUGUUUAGGAAUGUGAUUAUGGGACUAGCAUUUGCAAAUCUAUAGAUGUUUCCUUUGAAGUUUGAAUAUCUGUUAUUUGUGGAGCAUACUAUAUGAGAUCACUUCAUUAUAUAAUUGUUAUUGCCACUUUUUGUUGGAGA